AUGGAUAUUUCUAAGCCAGUAGGUUCUGAAAUUACAUCUGUUGAUUUCGGGAUCCUUACAGCCAAGGAGAUCAGGAAUUUAUCAGCAAAACAAAUAACCAAUCCAACAGUUUUGGAUAAUCUGGGUCACCCAGUUUCUGGCGGUUUGUACGAUUUAGCUUUAGGUGCUUUUUUAAGAAAUUUGUGUUCCACUUGUGGUUUGGAUGAGAAAUUUUGUCCUGGCCACCAAGGUCACAUUGAAUUACCAGUCCCUUGUUAUAAUCCAUUGUUCUUUAACCAGUUAUAUAUUUAUUUAAGAGCAUCGUGUUUGUUCUGUCACCAUUUCCGUUUGAAGUCAGUGGAAGUUCACCGUUACGCAUGUAAGCUGAGAUUGUUACAGUACGGUUUGAUAGAUGAAUCUUAUAAGUUAGAUGAAAUAAAUUUGGGCUCUCUUAACAGCAGUAUGUACACUGGUGACGAAGCUAUUGAGGAUAAUGAAGACGAGAUGGAUGGUGAAGAAGGCAAACAGUUAAAGGAUGUCUCCUCCACUCUUUUGAACGAAUUGAAAACUAAGCGUUCAGAAUAUGUCCAAAUGGCUAUUGCUAAAGCUUUGUCCGACGGUAGGACUACUGAGAAAGGCUCGUUCACCGCCACUGUCAAUGACGAAAGAAAAAAAUUGGUCCAUGAAUUUCACAAGAAAUUACUAGCCAGAGCUAAGUGUGAUAAUUGUGGUAUGUUUUCACCAAAAUUCAGAAAGGAUGGUUUUACAAAGAUCUUCGAAACCGCGUUGAAUGAAAAACAGAUCACAAACAACAGAGUAAAAGGGUUCAUUCGUCACGAUAUGAUUAAGAAACAAAAACAGGCCAAAAAAUUAGAUAGCUCUAACGAAGAAUCUACGAAUGAUGAAGAAAGUUUCGACGUUGGUAGGAAUCCUACUGCUAGACCGAAAACUGGCUCCACGUAUAUUUUAUCUACUGAAGUGAAAAAUAUUCUAGAAACUGUUUUCAAAAAAGAACAAUGCGUUUUGCAAUAUGUUUUUCAUUCGAGACCUAACCUAUCAAGAAAAGUGGUUAAAGCAGACUCUUUUUUUAUGGAUGUCAUUGUUGUUCCGCCAACCAGGUUCCGUUUGCCAUCUAAGCUAGGUGAUGAAGUUCACGAAAACUCUCAAAAUCAACUGUUGUCAAAGGUUCUAACCACGUCAUUAUUGAUUAGAGACUUGAAUGAUGAUUUAUCUAAGUUGCAAAAGGACAAAGUAUCUUUGGAAGAUAGAAAAGUUAUAUUCAGUAGAUUGAUGAACGCCUUUGUCACUAUUCAAAACGAUGUCAAUGCCUUUAUUGAUUCUACCAAGGCACAAGGUAGAACCAGCGGUAAAGUUCCUAUUCCAGGUGUUAAACAAGCACUAGAAAAGAAAGAAGGUUUGUUUAGAAAGCACAUGAUGGGUAAGCGUGUUAACUACGCCGCUCGUUCCGUUAUUUCUCCAGAUCCAAAUAUCGAAACUAAUGAAAUUGGGGUCCCACCUGUUUUUGCAGUUAAGCUAACGUACCCAGAACCAGUGACCGCUUACAACAUAGCGGAGUUGCGUCAAGCUGUCAUUAAUGGUCCAGAUAAAUGGCCAGGGGCUACUCAAAUUCAAAAUGAAGACGGUUCUUUGGUUUCUUUGAUUGGCAUGUCUUUCGAGCAACGUAAGGCUUUGGCUAAUCAACUGUUAACGCCUUCUUCAAACGUUUCCACACACACUUUAAACAAGAAGGUUUACCGUCACAUUAAGAACAGAGAUGUUGUCCUAAUGAAUCGUCAACCUACCCUGCAUAAAGCUUCCAUGAUGGGUCAUAAGGUUAGAGUAUUACCUAAUGAAAAGACUCUGAGAUUACAUUAUGCUAAUACAGGAGCCUAUAAUGCGGAUUUUGAUGGUGAUGAAAUGAACAUGCAUUUCCCACAGAAUGAAAACGCAAGAGCUGAAGCACUAAAUUUAGCUAAUACCGAUUCCCAAUACUUGACACCAACCUCCGGUUCUCCAGUUAGAGGUCUAAUUCAAGAUCAUAUUUCAGCCGGUGUUUGGUUAACAAGCAAAGAUAGUUUCUUUACUAGAGAACAAUACCAGCAAUAUAUCUAUGGUUGUAUUCGUCCCGAAGACGGUCAUACGACGAGAUCUAAGAUUGUUACAUUGCCUCCAACUAUCUUCAAACCAUAUCCAUUGUGGACUGGUAAACAAAUUAUUACGACAGUGUUACUGAAUGUUACCCCUCCAGAUAUGCCAGGUAUUAAUUUGAUAUCUAAAAAUAAAAUUAAGAAUGAAUAUUGGGGCAAAGGGUCUCUGGAAAGCGAAGUCCUCUUUAAAGACGGUGCACUAUUAUGUGGUAUUUUAGAUAAGUCACAAUACGGUGCCUCUAAGUAUGGUAUUGUUCAUUCAUUGCAUGAAGUCUACGGCCCAGAAGUUGCUGCUAAAGUUCUGUCAGUUUUGGGUAGACUAUUCACCAACUAUAUCACGGCCACAGCAUUUACUUGUGGUAUGGAUGAUUUGCGUUUGACAGCUGAAGGUAACAAAUGGAGGACCGACAUUUUGAAGACAUCUGUUGAUACCGGUCGUCAAGCCGCUGCGGAGGUCACCAAUUUAGAUAAAGAGACACCAUCAGAUGACCCAGAGUUAUUAAAGAGAUUACAAGAAAUCCUACGUGACAAUAAUAAGUCUGGCAUUCUUGAUGCUGUUACGUCCUCUAAGGUUAAUGUUAUCACUUCUCAAGUGGUCUCCAAGUGUGUACCAGAUGGUACUAUGAAGAAGUUCCCAUGUAAUUCCAUGCAAGCAAUGGCUCUCUCUGGUGCCAAAGGUUCUAACGUUAAUGUUUCUCAAAUCAUGUGUUUGUUGGGUCAACAAGCUUUAGAAGGUAGAAGAGUGCCAGUAAUGGUUAGCGGUAAAACUUUGCCCUCCUUCAAACCUUAUGAAACGGAUGCAAUGGCCGGUGGUUAUGUCAAGGGUCGUUUCUAUUCUGGUAUCAAGCCCCAAGAGUAUUAUUUCCAUUGUAUGGCUGGUCGUGAAGGUCUGAUUGAUACUGCCGUUAAGACAUCUAGGUCCGGUUACUUGCAACGUUGUUUGACGAAACAAUUAGAAGGUGUUCACGUAUCUUACGAUAACAGUAUAAGAGAUGCAGAUGGUACCUUAAUACAAUUCAUGUACGGUGGUGAUGCUGUUGACAUUACCAAGGAAUCGCAUAUGACUCAAUUCGAAUUCUGCUUAGAUAACUACUAUGCAUUAUUGAAGAAAUACAACCCAUCUGCAUUAAUCGAACAUUUGGAUGUUGAGUCUGCCUUGAAGUACUCCAAAAAGACUUUGAAAUACAGAAAGAAGCAUAGUAAAGAACCUCAUUACAAGCAAUCUAUGAAAUACGAUCCUGUCUUAGCUAAAUACAGUCCUGCUAAGUAUUUAGGCUCCGUUUCCGAAAACUUUCAAGAUAAACUAGAAUCUUUCUUAGAUGAGAAUUCCAAAUUGUUCAAAUCGACAGAUGGUGUUAACGAAAAGAAAUUCAGAGCUUUGAUGCAAUUAAAAUACAUGCGUUCUCUCAUCAAUCCAGGUGAAGCUGUUGGUAUUAUUGCUUCUCAAUCUGUUGGUGAACCUUCAACACAAAUGACAUUGAAUACCUUCCACUUUGCUGGUCAUGGUGCUGCAAAUGUGACACUAGGUAUCCCUCGUUUAAGAGAAAUUGUUAUGACUGCUUCUGCCGCUAUCAAAACUCCACAGAUGACAUUACCUAUUUGGGAUGAUGUUUCUGAUGAGCAAGCUGAUACCUUCUGUAAAUCUAUUUCAAAAGUUCUAUUAUCAGAAGUGAUAGAUAAGGUGAUAGUCACUGAAACCACUGGUACCUCAAAUACCGCCGGUGGAAAUUCUGCCCGUUCUUAUGUCAUUCACAUGAGGUUUUUUGACAAUAGUGAGUAUAGUGAAGAAUACGAUGUUUCUAAAGAAGAAUUACAGAAUGUUAUAUCCACCCAAUUCAUACAUUUGUUAGAAGCUGCUAUUGUAAAGGAAAUCAAAAAGCAGAAGAAGACGACAGGACCAGACGUUGGUGUUGCAGUACCUAGAUUACAAACAGAUGUUGCAAGCAGUUCCUCAACCUCUAAAAAGUUGGAAGAAGAUAACGAUGAAGAACAAAGUCACAAAAAGACUAAGCAAGCGGUUUCCUAUGAUGAGCCAGAUGAAGAUGAAAUUGAAACCAUGAGAGAAGCUGAAAAAUCUUCCGAUGAAGAAGGCAUUGAUUCUGAUAAAGAAAGUGACUCUGACUCCGAUGAGGAUGAAGAUGUUGACAUGAAUGAGCAGAUUAAUAAGAGCAUAGUGGAAGCUAAUAAUAAUAUGAGCAAGGUGCAACGCGAUCGUCAAUCAGCCAUUAUUUCUCAUCAUAGAUUCAUUACCAAGUACAACUUCGAUGAUGAAUCAGGCAAAUGGUGUGAAUUUAAAUUAGAAUUGGCUGCAGAAACGGAAAAACUGCUGAUGGUCAACAUUGUCGAAGAAAUUUGUAGAAGGUCCAUUAUUAGACAGAUUCCUCGUAUUGACCGUUGUGUCCAUCCAGAACCUGAAAAUGGAAAGCGUGUUCUUGUUACAGAAGGUGUCAAUUUUCAAGCUAUGUGGGAUCAAGAGGCAUUUAUCGAUGUUGAUGGUAUUACAUCCAAUGAUGUUGCUGCAGUUUUGAAGACUUACGGUGUGGAAGCUGCCAGAAAUACCAUUGUGAAUGAAAUCAAUAACGUUUUCUCUCGUUACGCCAUCUCCGUUUCUUUCCGUCAUUUAGAUUUACUCGCUGAUAUGAUGACCAGACAAGGUACUUAUCUAGCCUUUAACAGACAGGGUAUGGAAACAUCUACUUCAUCGUUUAUGAAGAUGUCCUAUGAAACUACGUGUCAAUUCUUGACCAAAGCCGUUCUAGAUAAUGAGCGUGAACAAUUAGAUAGUCCUUCGGCUAGAAUUGUGGUAGGUAAAUUGAACAAUGUUGGUACAGGUUCCUUCGAUGUGUUGGCAAAAGUCCCUAACGUUGCUUAG
Molecule: messenger RNA, 4998 nt
Organism: Saccharomyces kudriavzevii IFO 1802
Lineage: Eukaryota; Fungi; Ascomycota; Saccharomycetes; Saccharomycetales; Saccharomycetaceae
Gene: RPA190
Product: DNA-directed RNA polymerase I core subunit RPA190
Exons: 1
Coding region: 1-4998 (1665 amino acids)
Biological process (GO): DNA-templated transcription
Cellular component (GO): RNA polymerase I complex
Molecular function (GO): DNA binding; DNA-directed RNA polymerase activity
Source: RefSeq, a predicted model, not a curated record